GUUUCUUUUCGCCGUCUGGUCAGGUCCGUGUUGUGGAGAUUCAAGCGCGCGAGAGACCUUGAAAGUUUCCUUUUCUUUUUCUUAUAGCCUUUUGUCUUUUUCUCUUCUUCUUCUUCUUCUUUCUCGCAUCUUCCGUCACAAAGGAAAUGAAGACCUUGACAUGGAUUGGGGCUGCAAUCCUGUUGCUUACCUUUAUCGCCCUCAAGAUCCGAAAAGACCUAUUGCCGUCAUGGCUCGCAGCCACAAAACGCCUAGCACAGCAUGCCGGCUGCAAUGACCUCAAGAGAAUGGCCCCGUACCCUGCUCAGCCCAUCAAGGGUAGGGAGAGGUACCGGGUCAUGAUGGACAUUAAGAAGCUGGAUGUGGAGAACUGGCUCACCCUCGACAAGAACUAUAUGGACGAACACCUGGUGCGUUGCCAAUUGCUCGCCCAUGAAGGGCACAAAGUCCUCCAGUGUCUCCCAGAGUCGUACGAUGCCUGUCUGGAGGCAUUGGAGGAGGUGGUCGAGUUUCUGACCCAGCGUUUUGCGAAUAUGUUCGAGAUGAAGAAGUCUGGUGAGAAGACGAUGGUCUACAACAAGAUGACCAACGAAACGUUUGUUUUUGGCGGAGAAAAGAGUGAACAGAUGGACCCGCUCGAGAUUGCUGUGAGGUUGACAAUGGAGGAUCUGAGCGUUUUAAUGAAGAAUGAAGACGGAGAAUAUUAUCUUGCCGCAAGUGCGAGUCUCUUCCCUGUCGGUUGGACGGUAGCGGAGCGUAUUGGAUGGACGAUUUCUCAGCUGCACAACCCAGUGCCACUGUGGCAUCAACAGGUGGCCAAUUCUGUCAGCAAAUUCCUAUGCCGUCUCACACCGACAUCUCCCAUGGAACGCUCCAACUAUUUUGUCGAAGUGAAACGGCCUGAUGAGGAUCUGUUUGAGAUUCUGUACCGGCCUACAACAUUAUCCGAGGAUAACCCCGACCCUUUGCCGCAGGACAUUGUCAUCCGUCGUGAGCGCCAGACCUUUCGCAGGCUUCCCCGAACUGGUGCCAUUGUUUUUGGCGUCAAGACUUUCCUGACCACCCUGGAGGAGCUUCCAAUGCAGGAACUGGAAAACCUAGCUCGGGAGGUCAAGAGCUGGCCCGAGCACGUUGGGGAGUACAAGGGGAGGGAGAUCUGGGGAGCCAAGGCUCUCGAGUUCUGCGAGAAGAAAAAACAGCAGCAGGCUAAGGAAGCCAACGAAAAGUUGGAGGUGUGAUGAAAGCAUCUGAAGGUUGCAGUGGUGGUGAACAGGUGCAGCCUUUGAGGAAGGAAGGUGUGAGAGCUGAGCCAAAGUCGCGCUGGGGAGGCUUUCUGUAGCAUAUCUCGUCGUCAUUGCAUUUUCUGCGGGGUUUCUUUUCUUUUGUUUUGGGAUCUGCAAAAACUGGGUGGGUGGCUAUCUGAUUUCAAAAGCAUUCAAACUGCGUGCAUGAGUCUGAUUCUUCACUCUUGUCUUCUUUUGAUGAUUUGUUGCUUGGUUGUGUUGUCCUCCUGAUGGUUGUCUUGUCCUGAUGGAUGGGCUGGCGAUUGCAUAUGAAUACUGGGAAUGGAAAGGUGCUUGAGAAAUGCUCGAGGUGGCUGGCGUAGGUGGAUUGGUUUUAACAACCGUCAGGAAUAUCUUUUACCAUAAAAAGCAUUGACAUGUUUGGACUGUGCUAGAAUAUAUACAUAGUGAAAUCUUAAUGGCCAAAUCAAGGGAGUAUAUGAACAUGUCUGAAAAGGGAAAAAAGGUCAACACAAAGGAGGGCGGACAUUUGGCGGUAUGGUCUAUGCUCUUUCAGGUCAAGGGCGGGGGAUUAAUCUAGAUGAAAUGUAUUGAGGCUGCAUGCAAUGCUUCUAGAUCUUCGCCCGAGGUGGCUCAUCUUGUUUCAGCCUCACGACACCCUGUUAUUCUCAAUGUCAGCCGGAUAGUCACUGCCGGAUGCGCCCCGAUCCAUGCAUUCGGGUCAACGGGUAAGGAAAAGACCACCCAU
This is a messenger RNA of Aspergillus calidoustus, 1992 nucleotides long. Lineage: Eukaryota; Fungi; Ascomycota; Eurotiomycetes; Eurotiales; Aspergillaceae. The record is from the annotation of a GenBank genome assembly.